UUCUACUCUAUCGUGUCGGAAGGGGUUUGUAAGUAAGCAGUGACUAGUUGGAUAGUGCGACGGUAGCUGCUGACAUAGCGCAUGCGCAGAAGCUGCUGCCUCCCUACACGUGUGUGAGCGUGAAAAUGCCGAAACAGCGGAGUUCACGAAACGCGACUGCUCGUCAUGUGGCGCUGACGGAACAGAUCCUGCAGGACGGAUCAGUCAGGCCCACCACCAGGGUAAAGCGGCGGGGACAAGGGCCUGAUGAGUCGCAAGAUGAUGGCUAUGUGGAUGAGAAGUUGUCUCGGAGGAUCCUGGAGCAGGCCCGGAUUCAGCAGGAAGAACUGGAGGCUGAGCACGGAGCUGGCAGUCUGGCCCCCAAGCCGAAGACGACGGUGUUAGAUUACAAGAACAAAAGCCACGAUUCCGAUUCUGAGGAUGAGGAGUGGCCUACCCUGGAGAAGGCUGCUUCUAUGGAUGCUGGGAGCUACAACGAGGACGUGGAGGUAAAUCCUGAGGAUGAGAGAGCCAUCGAAAUGUUCAUGAACAAAAAUCCACCCCUAAGGCGAACACUUGCUGAUAUAAUCAUGGAAAAGAUCACAGAGAAGCAAACAGAAGUAGAGUCAGUGAUGUCAGAGGUUUCCGGAAGGCCAAUGCCACAACUUGACCCCCGAGUGCUAGAAGUAUACAAGGGAGUAAAAGAGGUGUUAUCCACAUACCGUAGUGGUAAGCUACCAAAAGCCUUCAAGAUUGUGCCGGCUUUGGCAAACUGGGAGCAAAUCCUGUACAUUACUGAACCUGAAUCUUGGACUGCUGCAGCCAUGUACCAAGCUACUCGAAUCUUUUCUUCAAAUUUAACUGAACGUAUGGCACAGCGUUUUUACAACUUGGUUCUGCUUCCACGAGUGCGCGAUGACAUUGCAGAAUACAAAAGACUUAACUUCCACCUUUAUAUGGCUCUUAAAAAGGCAUUGUUCAAACCUGGAGCUUGGUUCAAAGGAAUCCUCAUACCUCUUUGUGAGUCUGGAAGUUGUACCCUGAGAGAAGCUGUGAUCAUUGGAAGUAUCCUGACUAAAUGCUCUAUUCCAGUUCUGCACUCAAGUGCUGCCAUGCUGAAGAUUGCAGAAAUGACAUACAAUGGAGCAAACAGUAUCUUCCUUCGGCUUCUGAUAGACAAGAAGUACGCUCUUCCUUUCCGGGUUCUUGAUGCUCUUGUCUUCCACUUCUUGGUGUUCCGCACAGAUCGUAGAGAACUCCCGGUACUUUGGCAUCAAAGUCUUCUUGCCCUUUGCCAGCGAUAUAAAGAAGAUCUGUCCUCGGAGCAGAAAGAGGCCUUACUGGAACUGUUACGAAUCCACAAUCAUCCACAGAUAGCUAGUGAAAUUCGUAGAGAGUUGGUUAAUUCUAAAUCUAGAGAUGUUGAGUGUGUCACACCUAUGGGCAUGGACUAAUCAAUAGAGUAAUGCCAAUGACUAAGAUGUAUGGCUUGAUUGAGUUUCUCUGGUUAUAUUUACGUUGUAAGGAAAAGUUUAACUGCAGUGCUUAAAUAGCUGUAGACACUUAAUAUGAAACUGACAUCUGGAAACGGCGCUUGUUCCUUGAAGAACCAGAACAGGCUGAGUACAGGAACUCAUAUGGAUGCAUUUUACAACAUAUACAAUUGUGUGCCACUAUUUUCUCAUAGAUUCAUUGAAUGGACAAUUUAAAGAGUAUCUGAUAUUUGGCCAUGCUCCAGUUUAGCACAUCUGACGCAAUACAACAUUCUGUAUUUAAAAUCUACAUCUUGGCCUAAAGCAUGUUUUGUUUUGGUGCAUUAAUCCCAAGAAAUAUAUUUUUAUUAAUGUGCAGUUA
This is a messenger RNA of Bufo gargarizans (Asiatic toad), 1833 nucleotides long. RefSeq names its product bystin like (gene BYSL). The record is from RefSeq and is a predicted model, not a curated record. Bases 126 to 1433 code for a protein of 435 amino acids. The transcript has 7 exons. Gene Ontology annotation, molecular function: snoRNA binding. Gene Ontology annotation, biological process: rRNA processing. Lineage: Eukaryota; Metazoa; Chordata; Amphibia; Anura; Bufonidae. Gene Ontology annotation, cellular component: preribosome, small subunit precursor; cytoplasm; nucleolus.